CAUCCCUCAAUCCGUCAGCCCCGCCCCCCGCCAGCCGCCCUGCUCAACACGCACCCUGCGCGUCGCGCAUCAUUCCUCCGGAAUAAUGACCAACGACUCACCGGAGGAGACCCGGUCCGGAGGUGGGGGUGCAGGACCGAAAAGCACCAGAAACCGGCCCAACGACAAUGUCACCAUCCUCACGUCCUCGGCGGAUCUAGCGCGGAGCAGCAGGGGCCACCGGCCGAGCAACAGCGGGGAUAAUGCCUCGGCUCUCUCGUCCUCCCUGGAGCUGACCACGUCUCUCGAACUGAGCAUCCAGACGCGGAUCUUUAAGAUUAUCGUUAUCGGAGACUCCAAUGUCGGGAAGACCUGCCUUACGUUCCGCUUUACUGGCGGAAGCUUUCCGGACAAGACGGAGGCGACGAUCGGCGUGGAUUUCAGAGAGAAGGCGGUGGAGAUUGAAGGAGAGACGAUAAAGGUCCAGGUCUGGGACACCGCUGGCCAGGAGCGAUUCCGUAAGUCCAUGGUGGAGCACUACUACCGCAACGUCCACGCCGUGGUCUUCGUCUACGACGUCACCAAGAUGAACUCCUUCCGUAACCUUCAGACGUGGAUCCAGGAGUGCAACGGCCACCGGGUCUCUGCGUCUGUCCCACGGGUCCUGGUGGGCAACAAGUGUGACCUGGUGGACCACAUCCAGGUUCCCUCCAACAUGGCGCUGAAGUUCGCCGAUGCUCACAACAUGCUGCUGUUCGAGACGUCGGCCAAGGACCCCCGGGAGAGCCAGAACGUGGACUCCAUCUUCAUGUCCCUCGCCUGCCGACUCAAGGCCCAGAAGUCCCUGCUCUACCGGGACGUGGAGAGGGAGGACGGGCGAGUGAGGCUCACGCAAGAGGCGGAGACAAAGACUAACUGUCCCUGUUGAGAGAGAUAGAGAGAGAGAGAGAGAGAGAGAGAGAGAGAGAGAGAGAGAGAGAGAGAGAGAGAGAGAGAGAGAGAGAGAGAGAGAGAGAGGAGAGAGAGAGAGAGAGAGAGAGAGAGAGAGAGAGAGAGGCAAAGGGGUAGGGGUGGUCUAUGACAGAGUGGACAUAGCAGGUUUGGAGACAUCUUUGUUCAGGGUGCUGUCGGUAAGAUUUAAGAUCUAUAAUUUGACUGUCAUUGGUUUGAAUUACCGAAGCCAUCCUUUUGCCAUUAGCUGGUGAAAUUCUAUAUGAGAGUUUCUGUUCUGGUUGUCUGCAUGCCUGCAUGUAUGAGACCAUUUACAGUAAGGUUCAUUUCAGUCUGAUUGAUUCAGGUCAUCCUUCUUGCCUGCCAAUCACAUUCAAUGUGUAUCACAGCAUAGUUUGUGAAUGCCACACUUUCAUUGUCCUAAUCUUGCUAUCUUCUGCACUCUUCGGCUCUCUCUCUCUCUCUUUACGACCAUCAAAUCUGCAGCACCUUUAAAGGCACCCAGUGCAACUUUCGAGGCUUAAAAAUAAACAUUCAAUUUCUAGUCUUUUUUACACGUAGUAAGUUUCAAUAACUCCAUACCAUUACAUACCGACAUUUAAGCAGCAAAGAUGAGACGUCGUUGUGUGGUGAGAACUGAUACAAAAUCGAUAACAACAACAAUGCCGCCAUUUUCUUUAUUUUUUGUAACCUACAAUAAAUAAAGCAGGCUUCCAGUCAAUGGAAAAAUGGCUUCUCCCCACCGGCGAUUGUUGUUGUUUACGAUUUUCUAUCAGUUCUCACCACACAACGACGUCUCAUCUUUGCUCCUUGAAUGUCGAUAUGUAAUGGUAUGGAGUUAUUGAAACUUACUACGUGUAAAAAAGACUAGAAAUUGAAUGUUUAUUUUUCAUUGAAUGUUUACAUAAAGUUGCACUGGGUGCCUUUAAGGUGUGGAAAUGAAGCUAUUUAAAGAGGGGAUAAUAGGAGAUGAUAGAUAUUCAUAAGAAAAGAAAGCAUAGGCAUGGAUCAUAAGCAACUUAAUAUUGGGUCCCGAGCCGUCCUUAAUGAAGGAUGAUUAAUAGGGCGUGGUGUGGUCGUUUCUGUGGAGGAGGAGAUGAUAAUCGAGGUAAUAUAUAUCUACUAAAACUAUGCCUAUGUACCAAUACCCAGGUCCAAGGAGUUGCCCUCUUCAUCAACCCUUACUGUUAGUCUUUCUCUCUGUGUCUCCUUCUCGCUCACUGGUGGCUCUACUAGCUUUUCCUUUGAAGGAAGACACAUGUAUAACACACAUAGCCUAGGGGUUUCAAAAUGUAGGAGGUGACAGGCCUGUCAUGUAUUGUAAGGCCAUGCUCGUGAAACAGUGGUACGGACUCGGAAUAAGGGAAGAUUACCUUGUGUUAAUUUCAGUGCCAUUUUAUUUUGUCUUUUAAUGCAUUAUUUUGUCUUUAUGGUUUUUUUCAUGUUUUUUUUAAUAUAAUUUAUAUAAUUUUUGGACGAUUGUUGUUUUUUAUGUAUUAUUUUUUGUUUGACUUUAGAUAGGAACAAUCUAAGGAGCAAAUUCCCCAACAUUGCUAGUAUGGUCAAGUAGAUUUGCACACUGAAAUGGCAGGGCAGAUUCAAACACAUCUGCAAACACAUCUCUCACUUCGGACAUUUUUGGAGUACUUUCUGAAUACUGAAUAUAAAGAAAGCUUAUUGCAGUGUACGUGACAUACUCACUAUCAAAGCAGCGGGAUUUACCUUAGCAGGGUUGUCAAGGCUGGUCGAUCCAUCAUUAUCUGCUCCCAUUGUUGAGCUCCCCUGAGCUACACUCACCUUGAAACGUUACUACAGAGCAAUAUCUACAUUCAGUGAUCACACCCAGGCCAUGUUAUUCCUGUUGGACAGAUUUUACAUUUGUGGUUGUUUUUUCCAAAGAGGAAUCUACUAUCUAUUCGGCAAAAUAACAGAAAUUUGUUGUUCAAUUCAGGUCAGAAAGACAACUGGAAGUCACUUUGUAUCAAUGAAGGAUGUUUAUUAAAUAUCCAAAAUACCUUUCCAUCUGUCUUGUAGCUGACUCAGAGAAAAAACGUUGAUCUCAUGAAAAAGUGAGGUCUAUAUACAAAUUAGAGAGGAUUUGUCUGAGAUUCGUUAGUGACCGGCUCAGCAUGAAGAUGUUUCCGUUAAAUAUAAGCAUUCAUUGACCAUUACAUAAUCCAAUAACCCUGUUAGAUAUUGGGACGUGUGCUGUAUGUUCGAGCCAUUUGACUUUCUUUUUGUUGGUGUGAAAAACCAGGCCUUAAUCUAAAAGACAUUACUGUGACGCACUUCUGCUGGAAUUGCUGUGUCUUUCCUUCCUUAAUGUUCAAGGCACUAGAGUGGCCGGCAUUUACACAGACAUGGUACCAGUAUAAGCUUUGUUCACUCAUUGAUUUCUUUGAUGGGAUAUUUUUUUAAUGCGGUACCUUUCCCACGAUAAUGGACUGUAUGGAAAGGUUCCCCCCCCCCCCCCCCCCCCACAUAAAUCCACAUGAACGCAAGGCUUGUAUGUGCCGGAGCAGCGCCACUGGACUCAUUCCAAUGCCUAGGAGGAGAUGAAUCUCUGAGUGGGUGCAUCCACUCGGACGUCUCUACCGCUUUAAGUACACACACUGUUUACUGUAAUGUUCUACGCGACCAAAGCUCUGUGACUGCGUUGUCAGAGCGUUGAGAGGGUAACCCCACCACCACACUGCGAGGGAAGAAGCCCUUCUGCAUUCAGUCUCGUACUAUGAUACACGACUUUGAUUUAGAAAAAGGGAUUUAAAAUUACAAUACAUUUGAAUAUAGUCAUAUGUCCACCAGCAAUGCAGUAAAAUAAAAUAAGGAAGUAUGUGAUGGUGUUUUACUUGAAAGAUACUGAAAGAGGUGGCUAGACUGCCAUUUUGUUAGGGGUGCGUACCCUGUAGCAAUUUCACCUCCCCAGUCCUUUGAUGUAAUGUAACACCCCUUUGGUUAAAAUACUAAAUCUGUGCCUGGAUUUAAUUUAUGAAUGCAACAGAAUUUAAUAGAAUAACAUUGUGAAUUAUCUUAAAGUAUUAGGAUGAUUUGAUUUCUAUCUUGAUUAGCAUUGAAUUGUACAGCCUAAGUCACUUUAUAAAUAUUUAUAAUACAGGUUAGAUAGAUGAUCAAUAAAAUGUAUAAAUGGUGAAUGUCCAAAUCAUUUCCAGUAUAUGAAUAAGUAAGAUAAUACAUAACCCCAAUUUAUUUCAUAAUUUAGAAUUAACUAUGAUUUAAUUUAAUAAGUAUGAGUAUGCUUGUCUACAAGAAAGAAUGUGUAAUGUUAAGUUAAAUUAGCAUUUUUGCAUAUGACACAUGUUAGAGUUGUGACAUUCCUUUAUUUUGAUUGGGCCAAAGGACACAACACAAGAAAAUGUGUUGUGUAUUGUGUCAUUUUUUUCUUCUUCUGAAAAUAUAUGUGGCCCUACAUGCUGGCAGCUACCAGUCUAGGUUAUAUUCUUCAAUAGUCAUUACCCCAAAAGCCUUAAUUAUUUUUGUUGAGUUUUUUUACAAUAUAACUAUUAUUUUUGUAUCCUUAUUCAGGAUGAGAAGAGAUUGUUCCAUUCUGUGGUUGUUUAUGCCUAUAUUCCCUUGUGAUUGAUUGUCGGUUUAGUGUGCAGGUUUUAGCCUACUAUUUAUGUUCCAAUCUUACACAGGGCGUCGGCUAAAGAUUAAAAAUGAAACAUUUCCUCUCUGAGGUUUCAGUAACCAGGGUCUGAUUUCGUUGUAUAAUAUGCAGCUCUACGACACUUUGUGUUCCUAUUAAAAUGUAAACAUAU
Gadus macrocephalus (Pacific cod) is the source of this 4709-nucleotide messenger RNA. It is a transcript of the gene rab33a, whose product is annotated as RAB33A, member RAS oncogene family. The record is from RefSeq and is a predicted model, not a curated record. The coding region runs from base 86 to 907 and encodes 273 amino acids. Gene Ontology annotation, molecular function: GTP binding; GTPase activity. Lineage: Eukaryota; Metazoa; Chordata; Actinopteri; Gadiformes; Gadidae. The transcript is spliced from 4 exons. Gene Ontology annotation, cellular component: Golgi apparatus; endosome. Gene Ontology annotation, biological process: Rab protein signal transduction.